Molecule: messenger RNA, 2587 nt
Organism: Poecilia latipinna (sailfin molly)
Lineage: Eukaryota; Metazoa; Chordata; Actinopteri; Cyprinodontiformes; Poeciliidae
Gene: tmem275a
Product: transmembrane protein 275a
Exons: 2
Coding region: 580-1194 (204 amino acids)
Source: RefSeq, a predicted model, not a curated record
CAACGACCCACUGAUGGAUGGAUCGCUGACGUGUGGAACAGCUCAUCGCAUCCAGCGGUCCACAGAGGAGGGCAUGAGCUCUGCGCGGCACUCAUCAGAUAUGAAUUAAGGAAACAUGAAUCCUUUGCCCAGUCAGAUAGGAAGAUGCCUCGGACACACUGUGUGGAUCCGCCAUUUACGUGACCUGUCAGGCGCUACAACGAGCAUCUCUCCUCCGGUCCACAUCUGGAGCGGCGAGUCAGCUCAAAAGAACUGCCGUCUCACCUAAAUAAUCGUCUGUCUCCUGCCGGAUUUGACACCUCACAGCUUUGUCUGGUGUUUCCUGUGCCACUGAUUGAAUUCCUCUCAUGACUUGGGCAGCUCGGCGUUGAAAAGGGGAGGGAGAAAACGAGCAACGAACGCAGGAUGCCCAAUAUCCGUUUGUUGUUGAUGCAGCCUUUUAGCGUGUCAGUAAUUACAUGCGACUAUGAAGAAACGGGGGAUCACCGUGAAAAUCUAAUGGAGUAACAAUGGAAGCACCUUUACUGGGUUGACAUAAUGGAUAGAAGAUAGACAAAAACAAGUCCCGGAGGUAACAACAUGGUCAUCACUGACAGGAGCAACAGCACCUCUGUGCCUAAAAAGGAGCCCAAGAAGAAGAAGAAGUCUCGUCCUCAUGGCCUUCCCUCUCCGGCGCUCUGCUGUGCCUGUGGACUAUGCAUCAUGUUGGCAGGACUCAACAUCACCCUGGUGGGAGCAUUCGCCUUCAGCACACUGGUGCCUUCUGCCAACCCUCCCAUCAUAAUUGGGCCCGUCCUGCUGCUGGUGGCCUUCUCCUUCUUUGGCGCCUGCUGCGUGUGCAGCCGCCUCCCUCCCCCGAGCAGCUCUCGAGGCUCUAAGGUGGGCGGCAGAGGGGCGGGAUUGAUGGGACACGGCGGGCUGGCCGGUGGUGCGGCGUUCGAAAUAGAGACCAGCGAGCACACACUGCAGGACACCACAGCUGUGCAGCUGAGCCCCACGUCCUCUGUUGGAUCAUCCAGGGCCUCCAGCCCGGAACGAGAGGCCCCUGGUGUGACCCCACAGGGACCUUGCAAGCUCUUCACCAUGGAGACCAAUGGCCCUUCCUGCACUUCUGCCACGGCAACGUACUCAGCUUCUGCAGCAGCGGGCGGGGAGGUGAGGCUCAAUCUGCCACGAGAAGAAGUGGUCACCUAGCAAAAGCAGAAACACCUUCAUAAAAUCCAGAGCUCUAGUCGUGUGUACAUACGCUUCUGAGUUUGGUUGCUGGGACCGACUGUGUCCUCUUGUUCACGUAAUGCCAUAUAAAUUUGUGAAGAGUGUGGUUUUGAUUUCUCUGUCUGUGCGACACGUCGUUAGCAUGCAAUGUUGAACACACGUCGGCGUACUUGUGAAUUGAAGCUUUUGGAAUUCCGAAUUCCUACCUCUUUUGUGCUGUUCCCUUAUAAAUUUGUUUAAAUCCAGGGCAUUAUGAACAAUUUCAAUGCAGAAAUGAAGCAGGAGACUUUUUUUUUUUCUCCGCACCUGUAGUCACCGCUGACCUCGACUGUCUGCGGAGAUUUCAGAGUGUUUGAGAGAAAACUUGGAUCACAUUUUUAAUCUGGAAUUACAUGUGAAAGGGCAGAAUCUGGCAUUUGCUGAAUUGCUGAACUUAUUUUAGGAGCAUACGAUUUUAUAGGCCAAAGGGGUCCCAAAGCAACAUUCUCCGAACAGAGACUAAUUUCUAGUCACAAGACCUUUAGCAAGUAUAUUUGCAGUACAUUAACUCAGUGCUAAACGGUGCAUAUUGUCAAAUCUUUGGAAGCAUAAUUCUUGUAGCUUUUGUCAUCACAACAGCUAACACUGUGAGUGCCGUGUUUCUUUUCAUUAUCCAGACCUUGUGAUAACGUUUAUCUGUUGUUAAAUUUAUCGUGGGGCUCGAUUUACACUUGCUUGAACCCAUGACGUUCACCUCACCGUUAUGUACUAUUUACGACGUUGCAAAACCAGGUUUAUUGGAGUAUAACAUCUGAGAUUACAUCUGCUCCCAAUCACUGUGAUGUCUUCUUAUCAGCCAUAAGUCUGUGUGAUCACAGGAGACGUUAAACCCCUGAUUUCCUUUGAAAGGAAAGUUGCCUUAGACGAAAAUUUCAGGAUCAGUUCAAUGAGGGCUAAUCGAAAUGUGCAAACUGCAGUUUCCCAAGAAAACCUCUAUGUUGCUCUGGACUCAGAAUUUUUUUUUUUUUUUUGUGGUGCAUGCCAACGGCCUAAAUGUUUCCUUUAAGAUGUGUAUUUGGAGUAGCGACAGUGUACACGCAAUCAAAGCCAACUAGAUCAUAAACGACUGUAACAUUGUCUCUCAAAAUGACUUGUUCCCCCCCCUUGAUAAAGAUCAGUUUCAUACCAAGUUAGAGCGCUGAACUUGUGUUUUUUUGUGUGCAUGCUCUGGAAAAACAAAAGACUUGAAGAUGCAAAUAUUCUCGUGAAUUGUCAGUGUUUUGUCUGUGGUUUUAUUUCGCGUAUCAUAAGAACCUGCUGAAAAAAAAAACUGUAAAGGACGAAACUAUUUUUGUGAAGUUUAUAAUUUAAAAUAACUAUUCCAAAUGUGAAU